Mytilus trossulus (common blue mussel) is the source of this 1065-nucleotide messenger RNA. Its product is annotated as toll-like receptor 4. The record is from RefSeq and is a predicted model, not a curated record. The transcript has a single exon. The coding region runs from base 1 to 1065 and encodes 354 amino acids. Gene Ontology annotation, molecular function: lipopolysaccharide immune receptor activity; transmembrane signaling receptor activity; lipopolysaccharide binding. NCBI's taxonomy places the organism in Eukaryota, Metazoa, Mollusca, Bivalvia, Mytilida, Mytilidae. Gene Ontology annotation, biological process: toll-like receptor 4 signaling pathway; MyD88-dependent toll-like receptor signaling pathway; defense response to Gram-negative bacterium. Gene Ontology annotation, cellular component: plasma membrane.
AUGUUCAAAGAAAUACUUCUUCCAUUGUCCAAUCUUCAGAAAAUUAUACUUGCAGGAUGUGGAAUUACCGCCAUUCCAGAAAUGCUGUUUACACCAUUCAAAAAGAUAUGGUCUAUAAAUCUUAGUCAGAACAAAAUAUUUCAGUGGAAAAACUUAUUCCUUAAUGUUACAUCGUUAACUAUGCUGGAAUUGAGCGUGAAUUCGAUUGCAGUCAUAAAUCAGACUUCCUUUCCCCGGGAAGUAUUGUAUUCCUUAAAGAUACUUAACUUAGGCUUUAACCCUUUCUCUUGUACAUGUGAUCAGCUUUGGUUUCUGAAUUGGACGAAACAUUUCAUGAAGAAAGUUGUACACUUCAAGAAUUAUAAAUGCAAACAUCCACCAGAUUUAGCUGGAAAGCUGUUGUAUGAUUAUCACCCAACAGUGGAAAUAUGUUCUCCCUGGAAUCCAAUGAAUACAAUUAUAAUUGGUAUUGCAGGAAGCGGAAUGAUAAUUGUGUUAAUAAUUGUGUUAGUUGUACGAUGCCAAUCAAAUAUUAAGAAUUAUAUGUACCUUUUCCGUGUGACGUACAACAAAAGACGAGGAUAUAUAACCUUGGAUGACGACGAAGAUUUUGAAUACAAUGCAUUUGUUGUGUACUGUGAAGCAGACAGCGAUUGGGUUCAUACAAAAUUCAUACAAAGAGUUGAAAAUGAAGAGGGAUUGAAACUAUGUAUUCAUCAUCGUGAUUUUGAAAUCGGACAACCAAUUAUCGGCAAUAUUAAUAAGUUUGUGGAGAAAUCCCGAAAAGUUGUCGUGAUAAUGUCAAAUGAUUUUGCCAAAAGUGAAUGGUGUCAGUGGGAGGUUGAUGUCGUACAGGAAAAACGUAGACGACUGGGAAGAGAUGUGUUUCUUCUCAUUAUGUUGAAGAAUAUUGACUCCAGUCAUAUGACAAGUCAUCUCCGAGCUCUACUGGCCAGUGGUCAUCAUGUUAAAUAUUCAAGUGGUGUAGGAGAGGAUUUGUUUUGGAGAGCUGUUGUAGAAGGUCUUAAAAAACCUUUAGGAUAUCCACCUAUUGCGCUGUUGUAA